AUGCAUUCUUGCAUUGAGAGGAUUAUGAUAAUAUGGAGCUUGUGUUUCCUGUUCUCCCUUUCUGAUUUAAUACUUGUUUUUGCUUCUUCUGCUAAGCAUUUGUGUCCUCCAGACCAAAGAGAUGCUCUUUGGGAGUUCAAGACUGAAUUCUCUGUCCAAGAGUUAGAUUCCUAUUGGUGGGAGUCUGAUUUGAAGACAGAGAGGUGGAGGAACAACACUGACUGUUGUUCUUGGGAUGGUAUCUCUUGUGAUUCAAAAACAGGUAAGGUGGUAGAGUUAGACCUGUGGGGCAGUUCUCUCAACGGCCCUUUGAGAUCUACUAGUAGCCUUUUAAGACUACAACACCUUCAGAGUCUUAAUCUUAGCACCAAUAACCUUCCGGGCAUUCUACCAGAUGCCAUCAGUAACCUCAAAUAUUUAAGGGUGUUGAAGCUUCGCUACUGCAACUUCUUUGGAAAAAUUCCUUCUUCACUCGGAAAUAUUUCUUAUCUCUCUGAUCUUGAUCUUUCUAUUAAUCAAUUCUCCGGAGAGCUACCAGAUUCAAUGGGCAACCUAAACCGACUAUCAGAUUUGCAACUUAGAUAUAACAAUCUUGGUGGGAACUUUCCUGCUGUGCUACUCAAUCUGAGCUCACUCACUGACAUCAGACUUAGUUACAACAAGUUUAAAGCCUCACCCGUCUGGAAUCUUUAG
Molecule: messenger RNA, 693 nt
Organism: Eruca vesicaria subsp. sativa (arugula)
Lineage: Eukaryota; Viridiplantae; Streptophyta; Magnoliopsida; Brassicales; Brassicaceae
Source: the annotation of a GenBank genome assembly